GCUUUCUACGGACGAACGGCGUUCGGCAGCGAACAUGGCGCCUCCCGCACGGUACUGCGUCCCCGGAGAGCGGCUGUGCAGCGCGGAGGAGGCCACGGCUGGCAGCGGGACUUACACCCGGCAUGGCUUCAUCUUCUCGUCGCUGGCUGGCUGCCUGGAGAAGAGGAGCGAGGAGAGCGGGCUGCCUGUCGUGUCGGUGGUGAGAGAUGCUGAGUCCCAGCUCCUGCCCGACGUGGGGGCCGUAGUGACGUGCAAGGUUUGCAGCAUUAACUCUCGUUUUGCCAAGGUGCACAUCCUGUACGUCGGCCCCACACCACUGAAAUCCACCUUCCGGGGGACCAUACGGAGAGAAGAUAUCCGAGCCACAGAGAAAGAUAAGGUAGAAGUGUACAAGAGUUUCCGUCCCGGUGACAUAGUCCUGGCCAAAGUUAUCUCCCUGGGGGACGCGCAGUCCAACUACCUGCUGAGCACGGCAGAGAAUGAGCUGGGCGUGGUGGUGGCACGCAGCGAGGCAGGGGUGCAGAUGGUGCCCAUCAGCUGGUGCGAGAUGCAGUGUCCGCGGACGCACACCAAGGACUUCCGUAAGGUGGCUCGUGUGCAGCCCCAGUUCCUGCAGACCUAGCGGCCCCCCUCCACGCAGACUGUCACAGCCAGACAGGCCCUCACUCGCAGGAUGGAUUUUCUAUUUCUGGAUAAUAAAUAUUUUUUGAGA
This is a messenger RNA of Tyto alba (common barn owl), 712 nucleotides long. It is a transcript of the gene EXOSC1, whose product is annotated as exosome component 1. The record is from RefSeq and is a predicted model, not a curated record. The transcript has 8 exons. Gene Ontology annotation, cellular component: nuclear exosome (RNase complex); cytoplasm. Gene Ontology annotation, molecular function: RNA binding. NCBI's taxonomy places the organism in Eukaryota, Metazoa, Chordata, Aves, Strigiformes, Tytonidae. The coding region runs from base 35 to 622 and encodes 195 amino acids. Gene Ontology annotation, biological process: RNA processing.